Messenger RNA from Girardinichthys multiradiatus, 12110 nucleotides. It is a transcript of the gene dnah7, whose product is annotated as dynein, axonemal, heavy chain 7. Gene Ontology annotation, biological process: microtubule-based movement. Gene Ontology annotation, cellular component: dynein complex. Lineage: Eukaryota; Metazoa; Chordata; Actinopteri; Cyprinodontiformes; Goodeidae. Gene Ontology annotation, molecular function: ATP hydrolysis activity; minus-end-directed microtubule motor activity; ATP binding. The record is from RefSeq and is a predicted model, not a curated record. Bases 169 to 12057 code for a protein of 3962 amino acids. The transcript is spliced from 66 exons.
UUAACCGGCAUGAGUUUAAAGAGGAAGAAACCAGAUUUCACAGGCAACCCAACUGCUUUAGUGCCAAACCCAGAACAGUUCUUAACUCAUCAGGUUGACCUUUUGUUAAACUGCUGACCUGUUAAUGAGGCAUGCAUCCGUUGAUAGGCCUGCAGGAAACAGCCGUGGAUGGAAGAAAAACCUUUAUUUUCUCUGUUUGGAAGCAAACAUCUAAGAACAGAAGCAGCUGUCGAAAGAGACGGUCCCGACAGCAGAACCAGUGGAAGUUCUAGCAGAGCUCAGGAACUGUUUCACAGCAGACAAGAGGUGCAGAAACAAAGAAGGUCCAGGACUAGCCAGGCAAAUGUGUGGCAGAAGAACAAGGAUCUGCAUCAAAGUUUGAUUAAAGUCAUGAGUCAGCGGGUAGCUGAGGGCUGCAGCUCCUCACAUACUGGACCCUUCACAUUUACAGAAGAGACCAGACGUGAAAUGAUGUAUAACUAUUAUAUCCAGAGAGGGAUUGGCUUGGUAAAUGUGGCUCCUUUGCAAGAUUCCUGUUUGGAGAAAAUCCAUGAACUGAUCCCUUCCGAGCUGAGCCACCUGAGCUGGGAGCAGAACCUGCUGGAUGAUGAGAUCAAGGAGGAAUAUCUGCACAGCGUCAGGGCUGCAAUCUUAACGUAUACGCCCAAUGACCCAAGUGGAAAUGAGAAGGGCAACGAGAAGGAUCUGCCCUCUCACAGACUUGAAAUGGAAAUAGUGCCGAAGCCGUGGAAUCGAUCAUUUGUCCAAGCGAGAAAGAGGAUGAGCCUAAAUCUUCACUGUAUCAGCCGCCCUCUGCUGCAAAUGAUGAUUCUGUGGCAUAACCGUUACAAAGACGUCCGUCUGAUUGAUGUGGCAGAGUUGUGCAGCAGAGAGAAGUUCAUGGAGCUCUCUGAGUUUCAGCAGAUUGUCAGCCAGCAUCUUGAUCUCACCAAAAGAUUCCUCUUCGAAAAUUGGCUUUCUGACGUGCACAACAUGUUCUGCAUGGCAAACAUGCACAACCUGCUGGUUUCACUCAGCAAGAAGGGCAAACUUGAGUCUUUCUUCAACUCUGCAGCAGCUCUGAUGACCCUGCAGCUGCAGAAACUUACUCUCAACUCACUGAGUGACUACACAAGACUCAUUUCUAAGGAAAUGCAUUCAGACAGAGCUAGAGGGACAUCAGGCUUUGUUCUGCAUAUGAUCUUAGAGGACAGUGACAUCAAGUUUGAGCCAGAUUUAAGAGCUUAUGAGAAGGUCCUGGUUAGCGUGUUUGAGCUCAUGCUGAGUUCCACCAGAAGUAUACCACGAAUAGAAACAACAUUGUUCCCUGAUUGGGAAGAAUCCCAUCUUGGAAAAACCUUGAAGCCCAUCAUCCUCCCAGAGAUCAUUCAGCCCCAGCAGGAGGAGGUGUGCAGAGCAUUCUGGGCUGAGACUGACAGGCCCAAAGAGUACAUCCACCAGUAUGACCAGUAUGCCAUGCUGAUGUCCAGGCAGGCAGAGGAGAAGGUGGAGCAGUUCCUCAGUCAACGGAGAUCCUUCCAAGACAUUAUGGAAGAGGCCAUCCGCUAUCAGCAGCUUGCUGAUGAGAUUCAGUACAUGCCCUGCAAAGUGGUACAGCUCGGCAUGUUUGAGGUCCGGUCCCACAAGCUCCUCCGCUCUUUGGUCAACCGUGCUCAGGAGCUCAAGCAUAAACUGGCUAUGCAGAUGUUACAGGACCAUCAGGAAAUCAGCAGGAACCUCUGCACAGAGUUUGAGAAGAUUUCAGAGAAGGCUCUGAGCACGCCAGCUGAUACUCUGACACUGAUGGAGCUAAAGGCCUACAUGCAGAAGGUUUUGACCACAGAGAUGCCUCGCCUGGAGCAGCAACUGGCUGAUUCCAACAGACAGCUGUGUUCCAUAAUGGACUUUGUCACCCUUUCACCAGAAGAUCUGGAGCUCAACGCUCAAACCGUUCACUGGUUUCAGCGUAUGCCGUCCAUAUUUGAGGAACACGAGCACAUGGCUAUUGCGAAGACAGAACUUUACCAGUCUGGACUCAAGUUGCACCGGGAGCGUUUUAUGGAGGAACUGGUGAACUACAGUAUGCAGAUGAAGGAGUUUCUUGGUUUUGGUGAGCUGUCAGAUCUCAGCAAGUAUCUGAAGAAAGCACAGGCCCUCAAUGCCAGGCUGGACUUAGCCAGUGAGAAGAUAAACGAGCUUAAUCUGGAAGAAGAGGCCUUCGGCUGGCCUGUGUCGCAGUAUCCACUUCGGACACUGAUCCAGGAAAAACUUACACCAUUUCUGCGCCUGUAUGAGACAGCCUCUGACUUCCUGACGCACGAUGAGCAGUGGCUCUGUGGGCCACUCUCUGCCGUCAGUCCAGAUAAGGUGGAGUUAGAGGUUGGAAACUAUUGGCGCACGAUAUACAAGCUGGAGAAAGGCUUCAGUGAGGUUCCCAAUGCACUGAAAAUAGCCAGAACUAUAAAGGCUAAGGUGGAGAGUUUCAGGGACCACAUUCCCAUGAUUCAGGUAUUGUGCAACCCAGGUCUGCGUACACGCCACUGGGACGCCAUGUCAGAGCUGGCCGGCUUUUCCCUGCACCCUGUUGACGAGCAGGUAUGCGUGGCUCAGUACCUGGUCAUGCAGCUGGAGCAACAUCUGAGCAGCUUCGACGGCAUCAGCGAGGCAGCUAGCAAGGAGCACUCUCUGGAGAAGGCCCUGGAGAAGAUGAGCAGCGAGUGGUGUUUCAUGGAGUUCAGUCUGUUGGCUUAUCGAGAAACAGGAACCUUCAUCCUGUCGUCUGUGGAGGAGAUCCAGCUGCUGCUGGAUGAUCACCUUGUGAAGACACAAACCAUGAGGGGCUCACCCUUCAUUAAGCCUUUUACAAAAGAGAUACGGGAGUGGGAGGCCAAGCUGCUGCUUCUGCAGGAGAUCCUGGAUGAAUGGUUAAAGGUGCAGUUCACCUGGCUCUACCUGGAGCCCAUCUUUAGCUCCCCAGACAUCAUGGUGCAGAUGCCUGAGGAGGGACGGCAUUUCACAACCGUGGAUAAAACAUGGAGGGAGACCAUGAUGCAGGUUUCUUUGGACAGACAUGUUUUAUCUGUGGUGGCAAUCGACAACAUGCUGGUGAGGCUAAAACAGUCAAACGAAUUCCUGGAAAGUAUCCUCAAAGGUCUGAAUAACUACUUGGAGAAGAAACGUCUCUAUUUUCCUCGAUUUUUCUUCCUGUCCAAUGAAGAACUUCUGGAGAUUCUCUCAGAGACCAAAGACCCCACAAGAGUGCAGCCCCAUCUGAAGAAGUGCUUUGAAGGCAUUGCCAGUGUGGUGUUCACUGAUGUGCUGGACAUCAGCCAUAUGAAGAGCAGUGAAGGUGAAACGGUGCAGCUCCUGGACAUGAUUUCCACCUCCAGAACCAGGGGUCAGGUGGAGAAAUGGCUUCUUGAACUGGAGAAAGGCAUGGUUGUUUCCUUACAAAAGGUAAUUGGAGAUGCAAUCAAUGCCUACCCAAAUGAGCAGAGGAUGAACUGGGUCCGUGCCUGGCCAGGCCAGACUGUGCUGUGUGUCUCACAGGUCUACUGGACCAAGGAUAUCCAUGAAGCUCUUGCUUCAGGACCGAAGGCCAUGGAUGCCUACCUGGCACAGAACAAUAGACAGAUUGAUGACAUCGUGGCUCUGGUUCGUGGAAAGCUGUCCAAGCAGAACCGGGUGACCCUUGGAGCCCUUGUUGUUCUGGACGUCCAUGCCAGGGAUGUUUUAGCAACCCUUGUGCAUAAAGGAAUAUGUGACGAAAAUGACUUUGAGUGGCUGAGCCAGCUGCGGUACUACUGGGUGGAAGGUCAUCUUCAGACCAAGAUGAUCAAUGCUGGUUUACCUUAUGGCUAUGAAUACCUGGGCAACACACCAAGGCUGGUUAUUACUCCACUCACUGACCGCUGUUACCGUACUUUGUUUGGUGCCCUCCACCUCCAUUUGGGUGGGGCCCCUGAGGGCCCUGCAGGCACAGGGAAAACAGAGACCACCAAAGACUUGGCCAAAGCUGUUGCUAAGCAGUGUGUGGUUUUUAACUGCUCAGAUGGACUGGACUACAUCGCACUGGGCAAAUUCUUCAAAGGCCUUUUGUCCUGUGGAGCCUGGGCCUGCUUUGAUGAAUUUAACCGUAUCGACCUGGAGGUGCUGUCUGUGGUGGCCCAGCAGAUUCUCACCAUCCAGAGAGGCAUCGCUGCUCACACUGAAAUGCUGGUUUUUGAGGGGACAGAGCUGAAACUGGACCCCUCGUGUGCUGUAUUCAUCACCAUGAAUCCUGGCUACGCUGGACGCUCAGAGUUGCCAGACAACCUCAAGGCUUUGUUCAGGACUGUAGCUAUGAUGGUGCCGGAUUACGCCAUGAUUGCAGAGAUUGUGCUUUACUCCUGUGGUUUCGUGACGGCACGGCCUCUUUCAGUGAAAAUCGUGGCCACUUAUCGACUGUGUUCAGAGCAGCUGUCCUCCCAGAGUCACUACGACUAUGGCAUGAGAGCUGUCAAAUCUGUGCUGACUGCUGCAGGAAACCUGAAGCUGGCUUUUCCAGAUGACAAUGAGGACACCCUGUUGCUGAGAUCCAUCAUCGAUGUCAAUCUGCCAAAGUUCCUGGCUCAUGAUCUGAAGCUUUUUGAGGGUAUUACCUCUGAUCUCUUCCCGGGUGUUGAGCUCCCAGAACGAGACUAUUACAUUCUCCUGGAGGCCAUUAAGGAAAACUGCCAGCUCAUGAACCUUCAAGUCACCAAGUUCUUUGCUGAGAAAAUCUUGCAGAUCUAUGAGAUGAUGAUUGUAAGGCAUGGCUUCAUGGUCGUAGGUGAACCCUUUGGAGGAAAAACCAGUGCCUACUGUGUUUUGGCUGCAGCUCUUCGGGACAUCUUUAAAAAGGGUCUGAUGGAUGAGAACCAGGUACAGAUCACAGUUAUCAACCCCAAAUCUAUUACCAUGGGCCAGCUGUACGGGCAGUUUGACCCAGUUUCUCAUGAGUGGACUGAUGGGAUCCUCGCUGUCAGCUACAGAUGCUUCGCGUCCUCCAAGAGCCCUGACAGAAAGUGGCUGAUCUUUGAUGGUCCAGUCGAUGCCGUGUGGAUCGAGAACAUGAACACUGUGCUGGAUGACAACAAGAAGUUGUGUCUGAUGAGUGGGGAAAUUAUCCAAAUGUCGCCACAGAUGAGCCUAAUUUUUGAGCCCAUGGACCUGGAGGUGGCAUCUCCAGCCACGGUGUCUCGCUGUGGUAUGAUCUACCUGGAGCCCCACAUGCUUGGCUGGAGACCCCUCAUGCUGUCUUGGCUCAACACUCUGCCAGCUACGAUCAAUGAGACACACAAAACUCUCAUCACUGCCCUCUUUGACCGCAUUCUGCCUACCUGCCUACAGCUCAUUCGAAAGACGAUGAAGGAGCUGUCCCCGACCUCUGACACCAAUCUGGUCAAGUCCCUGAUGAAUCUGAUGGACUGCAUGAUGGAUGAGUUUCACGACCAAGCAGCAAUUAAGAGCCUGAGUGAAAACAAUAUUUGCUCCUGGUUGGAGGGCAUCUUUGUGUUCUGCCUGGUGUGGUCAGUGGGUGCAAGCUGUGACGAUUCGGGCCGAGAGAAGUUCGAUUCUGUGGUGAGAGAGAUGCUUAGCGGCCCUUUAAGCAAAGAGACAAUGACCCGUCAUGGCAUUCUGGACAGUCCUGAAGCUUCACCAGAACCUCUGACAGUUCCUCUACCGACUGACGGUACAGUCUACCAGUACCGCUUCAUUAAAGAGGGCCCAGGCAGGUGGGAGCUCUGGACAGACCAAUUAAAGACUGCACCCCCCAUAAGCAGAGACAUGCAGUUCAAUGAGAUUAUCGUGCCCACUGAGAACACUGUACGCUACAUGGCGCUCAUGGAGCUCCUUGUUACUCACCAGAAGCCGACUAUUUUCAUUGGCCCCACUGGCACUGGGAAGAGUGUCUACAUAACUGACUUCCUGUUGAAUAAGCUGCAGAAGGAAGAGUACAGCCCAUUAUUUAUCAGCUUCUCAGCCCAGACCACAGCAGCCCAGACCCAAAACCUCAUAAUAUCUAAGUUAGAUAAGCGACGCAAAGGAGUGUUUGGGCCUCCGCUGGGAAAGAAAAUGGUGGUUUUUGUAGAUGAUGUUAACAUGCCAGCCAGGGAGGUUUAUGGUGCUCAGCCCCCAGUGGAGCUCCUGCGUCAGUGGUUGGACCACUGGAACUGGUAUGACAUGAAGGACUGUUCCAUGAUAAGCCUGAUGGAUAUCCAAAUCAUGUGUGCCAUGGGGCCACCAGGUGGUGGAAGGAAUCCUGUCACACCUCGUUUCCUGCGCCAUUUUAACAUGAUCACCAUAAAUGAAUUUGAUGAGAAGACCAUGUUUACAAUCUUCUCCAGGAUCACAGAGUGGCAUUUCUCUACACGGUUUUUCUUCCCAAAGCCAUUUGCAGCUCUGACCUCUGAGAUAGUCAGCAGCACUUUAUCUGUGUACCAGGAGGCAAGCAAGAACCUUCUACCAACACCCACAAAGUCCCAUUAUUUGUUCAAUCUGCGUGAUGUCUCCCGGGUCAUUCAGGGCAUCUGCCUGUCAAGGCCAGAAAAUGCAGAAGAACCGUCUGUCAUCAGAAGACUCUGGGUCCAUGAGGUUCUCAGGGUGUACUGUGAUCGGUUGGUCCACGACUCUGAUCGAUCCUGGCUUGUUAGCCAUUUGCAGGUCGUGUUUCAGGAUCACAUGAAGGAAAACUUUCACCAGCUCUUCCAGCAUCUGGACCAGGACGAGGAUGGAGUUGUGACUGAGGACGACCUGCGCAGCCUCAUGUUUUGUGAUUUCCAUGACCCCAAGGGGGAGGACCGGAACUACCGUGAGGUCCAGGACCUGGAGAAGCUGCGUCCGGUGGUGGAGUCGUACCUGGAAGAGUACAACAACAUCAGUAACGCACCCAUGAAGCUGGUGUUGUUCCGCUUCGCAAUCGAGCACCUCUGCCGCAUUUCCCGCAUCGUCAAGCAGCCAAGAGGGCAUGCCCUGCUGGUGGGAGUGGGUGGCAGCGGGCGGCAGUCACUCACCCGGUUAGCAGCCUACAUGGCAGAUGCUGAGCUGUUUCAGGUUGAAAUCACCAAGACCUAUGGGACCAAUGAAUGGCGUGAUGACCUCAAACUAAUCCUGAGGAAGUCCACCCAGGGAGAAGCUCAUGGCGUGUUCCUCUUCACUGACACUCAGAUCAAAAUGGAAUCCUUUCUGGAGGACAUUGGCAACCUGCUCAACACCGGGGAGGUACCCAACCUGUUUGCUGUGGACGAGAAGCAGGAAAUCUGUGAAAGAAUGCGUGUGCUGGACCGCCAGCGUGAUCGAGGCAAACAGACAGAUGGCAGCACCUUAUCCCUGUUCAACAUGUUCUUAGAGCGCUGCCGUACACAGCUGCACGUGGUGCUGGCCAUGAGUCCCAUCGGAGAUGCCUUCAGGGACCGCUUAAGACGAUUCCCCGCCCUCAUUAACUGCUGCACCAUUAACUGGUUUCAGACUUGGCCUGAGGAUGCCCUGCAAGCGGUGGCUGAUCGCUUCCUGGAGGAUGUUGAGAUGACAAAUCAGACCCGAGAAGGUUGCAUCCACAUGUGCAAGAGCUUUCAUACAUCCACUAUUGAGCUGUCGGCUCGAUUUCUGCUUGAACUGCAGCGUCACAACUAUGUCACUCCAACUUCAUACCUGGAGCUCAUUUCCACCUUCAAAGCUCUGCUGAGUACUAAAAGGGCUGAGGUGAUGAAACUUAAACAUCGCUACGAAGUUGGUCUUGAAAAGCUGCAGUCAGCUGCAGACCAGGUGGCGACCAUGCAGAUUGAACUGGAAGCUUUGCAGCCACAGCUGCUUGUGGCCAGCAAACAGGUAGAUGAGAUGAUGGUGGUGAUUAAACGUGAAUCCAAGGAGGUAGCUGAGACUGAGAAGGUGGUGAAAGAGGAUGAGGCUGUCUCCAACCAGCAAGCCAUGGCUGCCAAGGCCAUAAAGGAUGAGUGUGAUGCUGACCUGGCUGAGGCCACUCCUAUCCUGGAAUCGGCUCUGGAUGCAUUGAAUACUCUCACCCCUCAGGAUAUCACACUGGUGAAGUCCAUGAAAAACCCACCCCCAGCUGUUAAGCUGGUUAUGGAGGCAAUUUGCAUUCUUAAAGGUGUCAAACCAGACCGAGUGCCGGAUCCCUCUGGUUCUGGUAAAAAGAUAGAGGACUACUGGGGCCCAGCCAAAAAGCUUUUGGGUGACAUAAGGUUUCUUCAGAGCCUCUAUGAGUACAAUAAGGACAACAUUCCAGCAAACCUAAUGGCCGUCAUUCGCCAAAGGUACAUCACCAACCCAGACUUUGUACCAGAGAAGAUUAGAACCGCAUCCACUGCAGCUGAGGGCAUGUGCAAGUGGGUUUGUGCCAUGGACAAGUACGAUACAGUGGCCAAGGUGGUUGCUCCGAAGAAAGCCAAACUUAAAGAAGCUGAAGAGGAGCUGAAGGUGGCCAUGGAUGCCCUGCACAUUAAGCAGGCCGCCCUCAAAGAAGUCCAAGAUAAGCUUUCAAAGCUUCAAGAGACUUUGGAGGCAAAUAUGAGCAAAAAAGCUGAUCUGGAGAACCAGGUGGAUCUGUGCAGUAAGAAACUAGAGCGUGCUGAGCAGCUGAUUGGAGACCUAGGUGGAGAGAAGACUCGCUGGAGUCAAAUGGCCUUCAGUCUGGGAAAGCUCUAUAAUAAUCUGACUGGGGACAUCCUCAUCUCAGCAGCCAUAGUGGCUUACCUGGGAGCCUUCACAUCCAACUACAGACAGGUUCAGAUGGAGAAGUGGAUUAAGCUGUGUAAGAGCAUAGACAUCCCAUGUUCCACCAACAUGUCCCUCGUGAACUCACUGGGUGACCCAGUAAAGAUCCGAGCAUGGACCAUUGCUGGCCUCCCUUCAGACAGCUUCUCCAUAGACAACGGCAUCAUGAUAUCCAAUGCCAGGCGAUGGCCCCUGAUGAUUGAUCCCCAAGGCCAGGCCAACAAGUGGGUGAAAAACAUGGAGAAAGCCAACAGCCUGCAUAUCAUCAAACUUAGUGACUCCGACUUUGUGCGCACUCUGGAAAACUGCAUCCAGUUCGGAACUCCAGUGCUGCUGGAGAACAUUGGUGAGGAGCUGGAUCCCAUCUUGGAGCCUCUUCUGCUCAAACAGACCUUCAAACAGAGCGGGGCAUUGUGCAUCCGGCUGGGAGACACAACUAUCGAAUAUGCUCCCGAUUUCCGCUUCUAUAUCACCACAAAACUACGCAACCCUCACUUCCUACCUGAGACAUCUGUGAAGGUGACCCUGCUGAACUUCAUGAUCACCCCUGAGGGCAUCCAGGAUCAGCUGCUGGGGAUUGUGGUGGCUCGGGAAAGGCCGGAUCUGGAGGAAGAGAAGCAAGCCCUAAUCCUCCAGGGUGCAGAAAACAAAAGGCAACUGAAGGAGAUAGAGGAUAAAAUCUUGGAGAUACUCUCAUCCUCUAAGGGCAACAUUCUGGAGGAUGAAACAGCCAUUAAGAUCCUGUCCUGCUCCAAGGUGUUAGCCAAUGAAAUCACAGAAAAACAGGCCAUAGCUGAGCAGACUGAGCAGAAGAUUGACAAGACCCGCAUGGGCUACAAACCCAUUGCAGUUCAUUCUGCCAUCCUGUUCUUCUCUAUUGCUGACCUGGCAAACAUUGAGCCGAUGUACCAGUACUCCCUGACCUGGUUUAUUAACCUCUUCAUUAGUUCCAUCGACAGCUCAGAGAAGACCGAAGACCUGGAGCAGAGAUUGGAGAUCCUGAGAGACCAUUUUACCUACGCACUGUAUGUCAACAUUUGCCGCUCCCUGUUUGAGAAGGACAAGCUGCUUUUUUCCUUCUGCCUCAGUGUCAGUCUGCUCAUGUACAACAAGCUGAUGGAUGAGGCAGAGUGGCGCUUCCUUCUUACAGGCGGCGUAGGCCUGGACAACCCUCACGUCAAUCCCUGCAGCUGGCUUCCGAAGAAGUCUUGGGAUGAAAUCUGUCGUCUGGAUGAGAUGGAACGUUUCAAAAACUUCCGUCAGGAUUUGGUGGAACUCCUCAGUGACUGGAAACAGGUUUACGACAGCCCGAACCCCCAUCAGACUCCCUUCCCAGGCGCGUGGCAGGAGAGGCUGAACCAGUUUCAGAAAAUGAUGGUGAUCCGUUGUCUCAGACCUGACAAGAUCGUCCCCAUGCUGCAGGAGUUUGUUUCAAGCAGGUUGGGCCAACCCUUCAUCGAACCUCCACCCUUCAACCUGAGCACAGCCUUCACAGACAGCAACUGCUGUGCUCCUCUCAUCUUCGUCCUGUCCCCCGGCUCAGACCCCAUGGCAGCUCUGCUUAAAUUCGGAGAUGAAAAGGGCUUUUCUGGUAACAAGCUCACCUCCCUGUCUUUGGGCCAAGGACAGGGUCCUAUAGCCAUGAAAAUGAUUCAGACAGGCAUUAAUGAGGGCACAUGGGUGGUUCUGCAGAACUGCCACUUAGCCACUUCCUGGAUGUCAACACUGGAGAGAGUUUGUGAGGCACUGGGCCCAGAUACAACCCACCCAGACUUCAGACUGUGGCUGACCAGCUACCCCUCGCCCACGUUUCCUGUAACGGUGCUCCAAAAUGGAGUCAAGAUGACCAAUGAAGCUCCAAAGGGUCUCCGCUCCAACAUCGCCCGCUCUUUUUUGAUGGACCCUAUCUCUGACCCUGAGUUCUUCAACAGCUCCAACAAGCCGGCUGUGUUCAAGAAACUGCUGUAUGGCUUGUGUUUCUUCCACGCACUGACCCAGGAAAGAAGGAAGUUUGGACCAUUAGGGUGGAACAUCCCAUAUGAGUUCAAUGAGACGGACCUGCGGAUCUCUGUGCAGCAGCUGCACAUGUUCCUGGAACAGUAUCAGGAAGUCCCAUUCGAUGCCCUGCGCUAUAUGACUGGGGAGUGUAACUACGGAGGACGGGUCACUGAUGACUGGGACAGACGAACCCUACGCACGAUCCUCUCUGUCUUCUACACUUCACAUAUUAUCGAGGACCCUGACUAUAAGUUUGAUGCCAGCGGGCUUUACUAUGCACCACCUGAGGGCGAUUACAACAGCUACUUAGAGUUUACAAAGUCGCUUCCUCUCAACCCGUCGCCAGAGAUUUUUGGCAUGAACGCGAACGCGGACAUCACCAAGGAUCAGGCCGAAACGCAGCUUCUGUUUGACAGCAUCCUGCUCACACAGUCCCGCUCUGCAGGCGGAGACGCCAAAUCCUCUGAUGACAUGGUGUUUGAAGUGGCAGCUGAUAUCCUGAGCAAGCUGCCUGCAGACUUUGACUUGGAGGCCGCGCUGAGGCGCUUUCCUACCAACUACAACCAGAGCAUGAACACGGUGCUGGUGCAGGAGAUGGGCCGUUUCAACAACCUGCUCUGCACCAUCCGGGAAUCCUGCAUCAACAUUCAGAAGGCCCUAAAGGGUCUGGUGGUGAUGUCAGCAGAGCUGGAGGAAGUCGUCAGCAGCAUCUUGAAGGGUCGUAUCCCCGGCAUGUGGAUGAAGAAGUCAUACCCCAGCCUGAAACCACUAGGAAGCUUUGUCAAUGACUUCCUCCAGCGACUCCAGUUCUUACAGGACUGGUAUGAUGAGGGUACGCCUGCUGUGUUCUGGAUAUCAGGGUUUUUCUUCACUCAGGCCUUCCUCACAGGCAGCCAGCAGAACUAUGCCAGGAAACACACCAUUCCCAUUGACCUGCUGGGCUUUGACUUCCAGGUCCUGGAUGACGGUCAAUACAUUCACCCUCCAGAGGAUGGUGUUUACAUCAGGGGUCUGUUCCUCGAUGGUGCUCGUUGGGACAGGGACACCAAACGUCUGGCAGAGUCCUUCUCCAAGGUGCUGCAUGACGCCAUGCCAGUGAUGUUGCUGAAGCCCAUGAAGCGACAGGAUGUUCCUCAGAGGAUGAGCUACCUGGCUCCUGUCUACAAGACCAGUGAGCGCCGAGGCACCCUGUCCACCACCGGACACUCCACCAACUACGUCAUCGCCAUGACGUUGAACUCUGACGUCCCUGCUGAGCACUGGAUCAGAAGAGGAGUCGCUCUGCUCUGCCAGCUCAGCUCGUAGCUGCAGCUGCAGCUUUGUUUCACUACCAAUAUGUGAAUAAAAUGUCCAACACA